UGAUAGAUUCCCUUUGCUUUGCUUUCCAAACCUAUUUCGAUUUUCGCAAAGAAAGAAAACGUCAGGCACCAUUCAACAUGGGCUUAUUUUACGCGACUAAAAGCUAGUUAUAGCUGAAAUAUUGCUCUAAUUGUAGUGUUAUUGUUAUUAUAGUUUCAUUUUACAUUUUUAGGUUUGUGAUCGUCUGUUUAGUUCGUGUUUACGUGUAUUCUUAAAAUGGUGAAGGAGAAACCUAAUUCCAUAAGGAUUUACGAUGACGAGGGUUUUAGACGCCGUGCGGCGUGUAUAUGCGUUCGUUCGGACGCCGAAACCGAGGUGCUUCUUGUGACGUCGUCACGUCGGCCGGAUAACUGGAUCGUGCCUGGUGGAGGCGUGGAGCCGGAGGAGGAGCCUUCGGUGACGGCCAUGCGCGAGGUGCUGGAAGAAGCUGGCGUCAUCGGCAAGCUUGGACGGUGCUUGGGAGUCUUUGAAAACCGCGAGCACAAACAUCGGACUGAAGUAUACGUGAUGACAGUGACGCAAGAGCUGGCGGAAUGGGAGGACUCCAGGCUGAUGGGCCGCAAGCGCCAGUGGUUCUCCAUCGACGACGCGCUUGCGCAACUCGCGCUUCACAAGCCCAUUCAGCGCCACUACUUGCAGCAGUUGCGGCGCUCCAAGCAGAACAAAACAGAUGAUGUUGGCAGCUAGGACCGCUAAGAUUUAAAUCAGAACUGGCUCUCGCCCGCGGCUUCACCACGCUACACACGUAACUCUGUAACAUCUUCUUUUUUCUACUUUACGUAUAUUUUUAUACUACAAUGGAAUAAAUGUUAAUUUUAUUUUGUUAGCAUUAAAACGAAAAGACAUACGAGCUCUAUUUUUAUUUAAAUUAACAUGAUUUUUUUCUAUUCCUCAAUGAGUUUUAAAAUAAAUUUUAUAUGGAUCUU
Messenger RNA from Plodia interpunctella (Indianmeal moth), 926 nucleotides. It is a transcript of the gene Aps, whose product is annotated as Aps pyrophosphatase. Lineage: Eukaryota; Metazoa; Arthropoda; Insecta; Lepidoptera; Pyralidae. The coding region runs from base 217 to 687 and encodes 156 amino acids. The record is from RefSeq and is a predicted model, not a curated record. Gene Ontology annotation, cellular component: cytoplasm; nucleus. Gene Ontology annotation, molecular function: bis(5'-adenosyl)-pentaphosphatase activity; endopolyphosphatase activity; diphosphoinositol-polyphosphate diphosphatase activity. The transcript has 5 exons. Gene Ontology annotation, biological process: diadenosine pentaphosphate catabolic process; diphosphoinositol polyphosphate metabolic process; diadenosine hexaphosphate catabolic process.